UGCCAUCGACCGUGAUUUGUGUAAAUUUCGAAUGGCGAAACAGGAAUCGAGUGACGGUCAAUUCUUGGGCUUUCCACUGAACCUUACGGUUAUUUCGUGCAUGGAGAUACGUCGCGUAGGUUUGUUAGUUCUUUCGAGAGAUCGCGAUCUCGUUCGUUCCCGGCGUGCCCCGAUUUUUCUUUCAUUGUCUGAUUGUUCGGGUUUCUUGCUUUCCCAUUAAGCUUGCACAUGAAGCUUCUUGCGGUCACGUUAGGGUUUAUAACUUUCCGAUAUCUUCAAAAGUUUAGUGUCGCGAAAAUAGAAUGCUAAACAGUUUAGUACAGCCACUCAUAUGUCCCUUUUGCAAGACACGAAAUUGUAUAUACAGCGUCAGCAGCUUCAUUUUCUUUCUUGCGGUCCGAGUUAGACAGAUGUGUCUUUGAUACUGAACGCUGCCAGUUACUGAUCGAUGGCAGGGAUAAUAUAGAAGUAACUGGAAUAUUAAUAUAUGGACGCAACGACGAUUAAUGAUCAAUCCGAUGAAUUUUCAUGGAAAUUUGAUACAUCUUCAACUUGCUCGUCUUCUUUGGGGCCGAUUGAACGGUGGCUCAAAAGCCAAGAAUGCUUUUCAGAACCUCUAUUUCCACCGUUGGAUUUCCAACGGUUCCUGCAUGAUAUUAGUUUCCCUGAUGAUAUCCGCUGGGAUAGCGCAGCAUCCAUGACAAUUCUGCUGACCUUGGUUUUAAUGAGCCUGGCAGUGGCUUCGUCCCAGGACUACAGUCAGCUGUUCGCAGGAUUCGGGCCUUACCUGAGGCAAUCAGCGGUAAUGCGAGAUCCACGAUCGAACAGAGGUCCAGUGCUGUUCCCUCCGGGUCCCCCGCCAAAUAGCGCGGACACAAGCGGAGUGAUAGUAGGCGCGAGCGGAUACGGAUUCGUGCCACCCAACCAAGCUUUCUACAGGUACUUUUACUAUUAACGAUGGAUAAAGGAGGUAAUGGAGGUAAAAAUAUCGAGAGAUUCGUGAUUACUGUGUCAUCAUUAACGAGGAAGUGGUAUGGCAAGGAGUUCUCAAGAAAUUGACGAAUCCGUGACAAGGAAUAAUUUAGGAACAAAUAAUCCUGCGUCCAAUUUUGUAUUAUAUUGUAUACUUUAAUUAUUUUUAUACUGCCUAAAGAGUUUCUAAACGUGUUUCCAACGAUACUCAGGAGUAUCCUUAGCAGUAUUUGUACAAAGAAGUACAUAUCUUAAACUAAUGUAUCGUUAUACAAACAGCGUCACUGUAGCAAUUCACAACAGUGGAAUCUCAAUUAUUUAAUUCAAAAUUUUGCUUCGCGAUAAAAGCUCAUAGAAUAUUAACUGCGGUCAAAUAUAUAUAUUGUCAGAACAGAAUUCUUUGCUGGAAGGGUGACAUAAAAGUAAAGUAUUUAAUAGAAUAGGAAUAUUACAAUAAUUCGAUGAAAUUACGUUUAAAGUAAAUCUACUUUAACCUUCUUCUUAAUAUGUAAUGGAGAUUCCCCGGUUGUUAAUAUAAUAAAAGUAUAAUAUCUAGAAUCGUUCGCUAAAAGUCGCGUAUCUUUAUCGAUGUAGAAACGCAGUUUACGCUUCAAACAUUUAUCGUUCGUCGUCGUCGAGAUUGCAGCCCCUACUCAAUUUCCUGUACAUAAACAAAGCAGAUAGAAAUCGAGAAGGCAAACAUCAAUCAUUCCAUGAGCGCAUGCAAAGUAGCCCCUUAAAAGACGCGUGAAAUUAGCGUCGUAAAUAUACGUAACUUCCUUGUAAAGCUGUUCCGUAUCGAUUUUAAUACACGAUACACAAGGCGAUCGAGUUGUUUCCAGGAUUUGGCCUACGCGAUUUCUCAAACGUGCUGUCGCGGUGCACGCAUGCCUGCCUCGCUUUAUUACGUCACAUCUCGAUCGAUCGACCGAUUGUCGGCCGUAGCUCGGCUUAGUCAUAGGCUGCACUUGAAAUCGAAAUGCGCGAGGCAUGUAACCGGCACGCGAUGCAUGGGCGGGAAAAUUGCGGAUUGUUCCGUCGACUCGGAAUACCGUUCAUCGAUCACAGGCCAAUCUGGUUCGACCACCAGUCACGGUUAAUAAGCAUAAUCUUAUGUACAUAGAACUGUACAUAAUUCUUGGUCCAAUAAAAUUAUUUUGUUGUUAACAAGAACAUAUCCUGGUGAAUAUUAUGCCGUAACAAUGAGAAUAUACAGUGGUUUGCGAAAGUAUUUGAACGCUUAUGAUAGAAAAUUUCGAUGUCAAUAUCAUCUGUGUUGUAUAAAACGCUUUGAAAUCUUAUUAACAUUAGCUUAACUUUGAGAGCGAUUACUUAUCCCAGUAGAAUAGUAAGCGAGUACUACUUAUCUGUAUACAACGUGUAUAACAAUUAAGAAAAGUUAUAAUAAGAAGUAGGCUGAGAAGACGAUCGACACUUGCGAGAUUCGCGUCGUAACACGGUUCCCGGUCGAUUCGCGGUGAAACGGCAUCUGACGAUAACGAGACACGUGCAACGAGAAUUCCUUUACCACGGAGUAAUUAGCUCUGAUUAUCGAGUCCGAUUCGCAAAGAUGGUCUCGUUAACGUAAUUACGCGCAACACGGCCACUAUCUUCGUAGCUCGGCGCAGCGAUGGAUGAAGCAUGCAUGGGAAAUUAAGCCGCGAAAUCGUGCGAUCUCGUACCGCUUCAGCGCCUGUUCGUAUACCGACGUGAUGAAAAGUUUGUUACGAGAUCGUAGGAGUGCACUAUAAACACGAUACUAUGUGUGUAAUUGACUCUUAUAACGGUGAUACGGAAGAUUUCAAGAAAUCGACAAAGUUUAUAUAAAACUGCAGAGAAGCUCGCGCUUCGGCAUGUCGGUGGUUUCCUGCUUAAUUUAUGAUCUGGUAACAUCGACGACACCCGAUCGAUGAAAUCGUAAAACAAGAUUGAUUCUCGACGAGUAUAUCCAAGUUUGUCGACAAGGUGAGCAUCUAGUCAAGAAUUAGACGGCUUAGCAGGAUAUGCAAAAGCGUGCGGAGAACGUUAAUGCGUCGUUCCAUCCCGCGGGGAACGAAGAAUCAACAGCAUUCUGCACGCCUCCCAGGAAGCUAAUGGCUGAGUCAGCGCAGUUAAUCUCCCCUUUUCCUUCUUUUUCCCCCAUGAAUGAUUAACGAGGCGUCCAUUAGAUCAUUAAGAUUUGCCGUGGUUCCAAUUUACUUGCCUAGACACGCCACAGUCUUAAUUACGAAUGUCUUCUCUCUCUCUCGGAGAAACACGCGGAAUUUUCCUGUCUGACCAACGCUGUCCUUAUCUACUUACCGACUAAGAGCGACUGGAUGGAACUUGCACGAUAAAGAUCGCAGUUUCUACCGACGUAUAACAUUAUAUCGAUGAAAGUAGAGAAGAAAUUUACAUUGUACACGAAUCAUGGUUACUUAAGUUUUUUUUUCAUCGAAUAUCCGUCUAUAUCCGUUUUUGUUGUUCGAUUCUACCGUAACGAUUUUUACGAUUGUAUUUCUUCAUUGAACAUUCUCUACAUAUUCUUACGUCACAAUGAGCAUGCACGUAAUGAUCGAUGCGAAGGCAAUCACACGGAAGAAAGCGUGUGUAGUAAACCGGAAGCAAAAUCGAUACAAUUACAUGGAAUUAAAGCAAUUGCAUUAGGUAGCGGUGAGCACGAGGAUACGAAGAAAAAGAGAAGGUAAUAAUAGAAGAUACGUGCGCGGACCAUGAGGGAAAGCAACAAUUCCCAAUCACAGUCGGCGAUUCGUGUCUCGACUAUAAACCCACAUAAUUCGACGAGCUGUUGGAGCUGUUCGAACACGAAACAUAGGCGGCCUAGACUUUCCAUGGAUCGCAGUCACGUUAUGUCACCAAAGAACUACUUUUGCCCUGUUCGUCAAUCGGUAUCGCGAGCUUCCAGCCCGUCGAGCAAACAGCCUAUCGAUUAUCGUGGCCAGCCUGCAUUUCACUGGUUUCCCAUGAAACGAAUUUAUCGGAAGCCCAGCGAAUAAGUAAACUGUAAACCGGCUGUUUGGCCCGGCUGAAACUUCGAUGAUCGGAUUAUUCGCCGGUUCUCGGGACAUCACGCCGCGGUUCGCCACACGAAAUUACGUUUAGAGUUUGGGUCGACUUGCUCCGUCACAUCUACCUCGCAAAGCCACGGGAGCAUAAAGUUAUUUCCAACUAACAUACAAGGUACAAUAGCUCUUUGAACAUUUAUCGAAACAUUUUACGAGUGUACUAUACAAAACAUUUUGAAAUUUCAUUAGCAUUACGGUAAGAUACGACUAUACGAUUGUAUUUGCCAAGAUCCUAUCGACAAAGUUUCGAACGAAUUUGAAAGCGUCUGCGAACGAACAAGCAGAAAAGUUUUCUACAGAGUGUAUAGUAAGAGUUCAAGUAACACUUUGUGUGCCAUUAGUAAGGUGAAAACGAGAGACAUAAUUUUUUUCACGGUAUACUACUCUAGUUUUUGCGCUAGUUUUGCUGUUUACGCCUCCAUAAGAAGGAAAUCUAGCGUCAAGGAAAGAAAAAGUAAACAUUCUAUUACGUAAAGGACUAUGAAUAUUUAUUCAACUGACUAUUAACUAGAUUCUACUCACGCUGUUGCGCCAUACUUCCCUGCCUAUGUAAACUGGUUUCCUUGUAAAAUAAACAAGCGAAACUUUCUUCCCGA
Messenger RNA from Bombus impatiens (common eastern bumble bee), 4633 nucleotides. RefSeq lists its product as uncharacterized. The coding region runs from base 488 to 955 and encodes 155 amino acids. NCBI's taxonomy places the organism in Eukaryota, Metazoa, Arthropoda, Insecta, Hymenoptera, Apidae. The record is from RefSeq and is a predicted model, not a curated record. The transcript is spliced from 7 exons.